Molecule: messenger RNA, 2001 nt
Organism: Selaginella moellendorffii
Lineage: Eukaryota; Viridiplantae; Streptophyta; Lycopodiopsida; Selaginellales; Selaginellaceae
Product: nucleolin 2
Exons: 10
Coding region: 35-1843 (602 amino acids)
Molecular function (GO): RNA binding
Source: RefSeq, a predicted model, not a curated record
UGUGGUCUAGGGUUUUGCGCGAGAGUCGGCCGCUAUGGUGGAUUCUUCUUCAUCCGACUCCAGCAGCGAUGAGGAGGUAAGAAAUCCCCCCGCCAAGGCCGUCCCCGCCAAGCGGAAGAAGGCGCCGCCACCGCCGCCGGCUAAGAAGGUGGAAAGCGAGGACGAUAGCAGCGAUAGCAGCAGCGAUGAAGAAGACGCGAAGCCUGUGGUGAAGAAGCCCCAGGGAAAAGCUGCGAAGAAGGCGGCUAAGAGUGAUAGCAGCGAUGAGAGUAGCGAUGAGGAAGAGGAAGCAAAGCCUGCGGUGAAGAAGCCGCAGGCCAAGGUUGCGGUGGUGGCUCCGGCAAAGAAGGCACAGGAGAGCAGUGACGACAGUGACGAUGACAGUGACGAAGAAGAGGAGAAGCCCAAGCCGCAAGCCAAGCCUGCCGCCACUCCUGCGAAGGCCACUACUGCGAAGAAAAAAGUCGAGGAAAGUGAGAGCGAUAGUGAAGAUGAUAGUGACGACGAAGACGAGAAGCCUGCAGUGAAGAAGCCACUGGCGAAGCCCGCUGCCGCCGCCGCCGCUACUCCCAAGAAGAAUGCUGCCAAGGAUGAGUCCAGCGACGAUGACAGUAGUGAUUCGGAGAGCGAAGAGGACAAGGCUGCCACCAAAACGCCUGCGAAGAAGGCCCAAGUGAAGCCUGCUGUUACCAACAAAAAGGCUGCUGCGAAGGAGGAGAGUGAUAGUGAUGACAGUAGUGAUGAGAGCGAAGAGGAGAAGAAGCCUGCGGCGAAGACUAAUGCCAAGGCUUCUACAGCUCCGAUGGACGUUGAUGAGAGCAGUGACGAUGAUGACAGCGACGAUGACGAUGAGCCUGCUAAGCCUGCUGCUAAAGUCGCUGCUAAGGCCAAGCCAGCUGCGAAAGAUGAGGAAGACGAUGAGGAGGAUUCAUCAGAAGAAGAGGAAGAGGAGGAGAAAGCUGCCAAACAAGCGCCAGCCUCGAAAAAGCAAAAGCUUGAAAAUGGAAAAGCUGCAGCGACAAAAACUGACGAGGUGAAAACUCCGGCGAAAGAGGCUGGCGAAUCUAAAACUCUGUUUGUGAGAAACAUUCCGUUUUCUGUAACCGACGAAGAUCUUGCACAAUACUUCGAAGAUGCUGGUGAAGUUGUGGGCGUGCGAAUUGCGCAGGGCGAUAACGGUCCGAAAGGGUUUGCACACGUUGAGUUUUCAACGGAAGCCGCUGCUCAAAAGGCACUCAAUAAAAGCGGUCAAGAUAUGGGUGGCAGGAGGAUUUACUGUGAUCUUGCAAAUCCGAGGGGUACUCCUGCGAGUGGACCGAAGCGCGACCGGCCUUCUCCGGGGUUCAAUGGCAACCGUAAGACGAGUGGAAAUACCGUCUUUGUCAAGGGUUUCGACAAGUAUCAAGAAGAAGACUCGAUACGAGAGUCGCUGACUAAACACUUCAAAAGCUGCGGUACCAUUGAGCGGGUUAAAAUUCCCACUGAUAGAGAAACCGGAAAUAUCAAAGGCUUCGCUUACAUCGAAUUCAGUACCGACGGAGCUCCGGCCAAAGCCAAAGAACUUCACGGCUCAGACCUGGACGGCUGCAACCUCGUCGUUGAUGACGCAACCGAGCCUUCUGGAGGAGGAGGCGGCGGUGGAAGCUAUGGUGGCGGCGGCGGUGGAAGCUAUGGUGGUCGCUAUGGCGACCGUAGUGGAGGUUAUGCUGACCGCGGUGGUCGAAGAGGCCGUGGUGAUCGUGGCCGUGGUGAUCGUGGUCGCGGUCGCGGGCCAAGCAGCGCUCCAAGGCAGAAAAUCAAUGUCGCAGCGUCCGGAAAGAAGACAACCUUUGGCGACGAUUAGAAGCGAUUGAUCAAACACCAUCGCUGCUAGCUCUCUAGGUGCGUCUCGAAAAAGGCACACUCUAAUAGCAAAGUAGUGCUUGUGUACUCUCAGUUUUGCAGCUCUUGUGGAAGAAAAGAUCUAUUUAAUUACAAUAAACUUUGUGGCUUUAGAAGAAA